AGGGAGAGAGGGAAAGGAAGCAAAAAGGGAGGGAUAGAGGAAAAGAAUAGAAGGGAAGAGUCUCUUAUUCCUAGGAGCGACUGUGACAGCUCUCGUGGAAGGGGCUUUGGAACUAGUGCCUUGUGGGAAAGCAAACAAUAGUGAACGUCUCUUCUUGCUUUCAGGGGAUGUGAGAAGAAGAGGGCUGGAUAUUCAAGCACAGCAAUCACUGAGAGCUGCACUGCGCAAAAAUGGGAGCUGAUGUGACAAUGGAGAUUUUUUAGUUGCUUGGAUCUUAGAAGGGGGGAUUUCUGGAUUUCUGGAAUUUGAAAACUAAGAGGAUAAAGAUUGUGGCUUGUGAGUCUUUCUUUGGAACAAAAGAGUCUGUGCCCACUGGAGUGGCUCAGACACCCCAGCAAGAGGAAGAGGAGGAUGACGAAGAUGAGGAGCUGGGAGAGAAGUUUCAGUUUGAUGAUAGUGAGGAAGAAGAACAGGAAGCAGCUGGAAAUUCUGGAGAAAAUCAGGCUUUAGGAGUUCCCCCUGCUGGAGCCGGGCCUUCACAGGGUCCCAGAGGUGUCGUCAUGGCUUCAAAUGCACUUUACAGUCAAGCAUUGAAGCGUGUCUCAGCCAGUCACUGUCAGGAAAUAAAUGGAGGGACCUCUGCUGGUCAGGAGUACCAAACCAUUCCUUCACACAUAACAAGCCCAGAUAUGGUAGCCAGACAGUCUCCUGAUGGGAGCUCUGUUUCUACUGAGCCUAGAGUCACUGACGAGAUGAAGAGUACAUGGAAGAGAAACACCAUUUAUGAAGGUUUAUAUUCAAGACCCGAAUGCUCCUGUACGCCCGUCAUAAAGAAGGACGUUCGCAUGUUUGCUCAGGCAGCUCAAGUGCCAGCUCGCUCUCGGGAAUGGUUCAGUGUGGUGUCAGAGCUCACACUGCGACUGCACAAAGGAAAACCUGUUAUAGAAACAGAGGAGAACGUGCCCUCAUCUACAUCAGAGGUGAACCUAGCUCCGGCCACUCACUUAGAGGUGAUUUAUGAUGACGUCCCAUGUGAGACCGUCCCCUCUCCUGGUCCAGGUGAUGAUACGAUCUAUGAGGAUGUGCAGAGGCCUGACGAGUCAGCAGGAAUGUUGGACAACGGCUGGAGCUCCAGUGAGUUUGAGAGUUAUGACGAGCAGUCGGACACCGAGAUCAAGCAGCCGACCCGCAGCAAGAUUUCGCCGGAUGUACGGCGCCUAAAGGAGCGUUGUGUCCGGACCAAGCGUGAGCUGGCCAUGCGGUUAGGGGCUCCAGACGUCAGCCAGAUCAAACAAACCUAUGACAUCAAGGUUCAACAGCUCAUGAAAGCUGCCCGGAACGGCACUAAAGAUGGCCUGGAAAAGACGAAAAUAGCCAUGAUGCGCAAAGUCUCUUUCCUGAGCAAGAAAGAAAACACAGAUGACACAGAAGAUGAUUCUGGUUACCUGGAUGUGACUGUUUCUGAUGUGAAGCACCCACCACCACAGCUGUGUCCCAUGCCAGAUGGCCUCAGUAGCCAACAGAUUGUAAGGCGUCAUAUUCUUGGCUCUAUUGUUCAGAGUGAGAUAAGCUACUUGGACUCCCUUAAAAGAAUCCUGCAAGAUUACCAGAAGCCUUUACUGGAGGCAGAGCCACGAAUCCUGAGCCCUAAGAAAAUCCAACCCAUUUUCUUCCGGCUCAAAGAGAUCCUGCAGUGCCAUGCCAUGUUCCAGAUUGCACUGGCCUCCCGUGUGGCUGAGUGGGACCGCACAGAGACCAUCGGGGACCUCUUUGUCGCCUCUUUCUCAAAGUCAAUGGUCCUAGAUGUAUACAGUGAUUAUGUCAACAACUUCACCAACGCGAUGGCUCUUAUCAAGAAGGCUUGUAUGUCAAAGCCAGCAUUUCUGGAGUUUCUCAAGAAGAAGCAGGCUGCCAGUGCGGACAGGAUCACCCUGUACGGCCUCAUGGUCAAACCAAUCCAGCGCUUCCCUCAGUUUAUACUCCUCCUGCAGGACAUGCUGAAGAACACUCCGGCGGGGCACCGCGACCGACUGCCACUGCAGCUGGCUCUGACUGAGCUGGAGACGUUGGCGGAGAAGCUGAAUGAGCAGAAGCGUUUGGCUGAGCAGCUCUCUGAGAUCCAGCAGCUAGCACGCAGCAACAGUGACCGGGCCCUCAGCAAGCAACUAAACUCAGAUAAGAAGCAGCUGAUUUUGUGUGAAACGCUGAUCGAGACUGUGUAUGGCGAGAAGGGGCAGGUUCUCAAGUCCAAGGAACGCAAAGUCUUUCUCCUCAAUGACAUGCUCGUCUGUGCAAACAUCAAUCUCAAAUACAUUGAAAGUGGCAUUGAUUACGUCAUUGAUGAGCCAAGGGGCCCUCCGGAUAUAAGCAGCCUGGUCCCUGUUGGACCAAAGUACACAGUGAAGUGGAGUGCUCCUCUGCAGCAGGUUCAGGUGGUGGAGGUGGGCCAGGAGAACCCUCAGAACAACGACAGUGUUUUUCAGCCUAGUGGAGCCAAGCGCCUCAGCUCCGUCAGCUCGCAAGGCAAGCUGUUUCUGGGGCCGCCAAGGCUGUAUCAGGAACUGCAGGAACUGCAGCACGACCUCUCAGUGGUGGAGGAGGUCACACUGCUAGUGGGCACUCUGCAGGGAUCCUAUCAGAAUCUUAACACCACAGUGGGGCAGGACUGGUGCCUGGCACUGCAGAGGCUCAUCCGCAUCAAAGAGGACGAGAUCCAGUGUGCCAACAAGUGCCGUCUACGGCUCAUGGUGCCUGGCAAGCCUGACAAGUCCGGCCGUCCAGUCAGUUUCACAGUGGUUUUUAAUACUCCCAGCCCAAUCAGUAAAAUCUCAUGGGUCAAUCGCUUGCAUCUGGCUAAGAUUGCUCAAAGGGAGGAGAACUUGCCCGGCUGGGUUUGUGCUGAGGAUGAUGAGAAGACUAAGCCUCCAUUCUGGUGCCCAUUACUGGCCUGUCGUGUGCCUGUGUUCUCUCCGAAAGCGCAAGAUCAGAAGCUACAGAUGGCCCUUCACAACCCAGUCCAUUGUGCUCUGCUGGGUUUCUCUGCAGCUAGUACCUCUUUGCCUCAAGGCUAUCUCUGGGUGGCUAGUGGUGGAGAUGACACCCAUGGGCAGGUGGAGAUUUUCUCGCUGAAUAGAUCCACUCCACGCUCAGUGAAAAGCUUCCCUCUGGGCUCUCCAGUGCUGAGCCUAGAGUAUGUGACAGAACCAAGCACUGCUGAAGAAGAUGAAGGACAGGCUGCUGAAGGACCUGCCAGGAUUGGAAACACCAUCUGUGUGGGGUUACAAGAUGGCAACAUCCUAGUGUAUGGCAGUGUGGACACUGCUGCCCAGUGCCUCUUGACCUUCCGUAAUCCUGAGGGUUGUCCUGUUCUGUGCCUAAAACACUCUGCAAACUUUCUCUUUGCUGGGCUGACUAAUGGAAAAGUUGCUGUUUACAGCAGAAAGAGUGGAGAGGCAUUGUGGGAUCCAGACUCCAGCAGACUGGUGGUGGUUGGAUAUGCGCCUGUGCUCAAACUCCUCAAGAUAGAUGACUGCGUGUGGGCUAGCUGUGCAAACCAAGUCGCUGUCAUUGAGGGUGAAAAUCUAAACACGCAGAGCUUUGAAGCUCACCCAGACCCGAUGGUGAGUGUGACGCACAUGGUGCGUGCGGGGGGAGGGGUGUGGAUGGCGUUCUCAGAGGGCUCCUCUCUUCGCCUCUUCCACACUGAGACUUUGGAGCACCUGCAAGAGAUCAACAUCUCGACACGCUCUGCCUACCUGAGUCCAGGUCACAGGACCGUGUGUGUCACCAGCCUGCUUAUAUGCCAGGGCCUGUUGUGGGUGGGCACUGCCCAGGGCAUCAUUGUCACCCUGCCAGUGCCCAAACUGGAGGGCAUCCCUAAAAUAACAGGUAAAGUUAUGACCUCACUGAAUGCUCACAAUGGCCCGGUGGACUUCCUUGUGGCCACCUGCAGCACUUUGUCCCCAGACUUGUUAAAGAGAGACUCUCUGGUUGACGGGAUGGACUCAGGCAGCGGAGGAGAGGACAGGGAGAGGAGCCACUCAUCCCAGGAGUCACUGAAAGAGCAGCAGCAGCAGGAGGAGGGCUCUCCCCAGAGGGAGGCCAAACCCAAAGGAGUUUUGCUACAAUACCGACUGCGCUCCACCUCCCAGCUCCCCGGGAAACUCCUCACCGCUCGGCCUGAGGAAGCCUCUGAUUCCUCCCAGGAGUCUCUGGAACACACUUUGGAGGACGGCUCCAUCUACGAACUGAGCGACGACCCUGAGGUUUGGGUCAGAGGCCCAGGGCCAUCCACCAAAGAGGGAACACGCAGAGAGAGGGUGGUGUCAGCCGCUGUUAUAUCAGGCGGACGAGGAUUCCGUAGACUCACCGUAGCCGGCUCCGCAUCCUCCGCUUCCUCUGGCGCCAAUGAGAAUACGCUCAUGGUCUGGCAGCUUCCACUAACGGUCUGAAGCAGUGACGAGUGACAGACUGAAAGAUGCUGACUUGACGUCUGCGAGACGAAAGAUUGACGAAACACUUAAGGACAGACAGACUGUAUGUUUCCGUUUGUACAUCUUAAGCUGUGUUCCAAAAUCCUUCCAGCCACUUUUUUUUUAGGGAUAGCAGUACACCUCUACUGCUUUGCCUAUAAGCAGUAGGAUAUACUCUGUCCUGUUUUAUUCCAUAGCACAGACUCGACAGAUAAUACCAGUUUACAGAUACAAAAAAACAAAACACUCGUUUCAAAAUGUCAAAAAAGAUUGAACCGGUUUAUGUGCUCGAGCUGCAUGAAGUUGUUCUUCUAGAUGGAGUGCAGAAAGUCAUCGUCGUGAAUCUAUUCAAAAGGGUCGUGAUCCAUCUAGUCUCUUGCAUAACGGGAAAAAAGGGUAUUUAAUGUAACACCACUGUGGAUGUAUACAGUAGCAGUACAAAGGAAGACAGAAGUAAAUGAUGAAAUUUCUCGGAGUCAUUCUCUUCCAAUUGUCUUUUUUUAUUUUGCUUCGAUCCAGAAUGUGAAAGAGCUAUUCUUAAGAGAGAAAAGGGUUUUGUUUUGACGUAGGUACUCGUUAUUGAUGGUACUUAUUUUACACUGUGUCACUUUGUUUAAAAAAAGAAAAGAAUAAAUCAUGUUUACGACAA
Molecule: messenger RNA, 5121 nt
Organism: Colossoma macropomum (tambaqui)
Lineage: Eukaryota; Metazoa; Chordata; Actinopteri; Characiformes; Serrasalmidae
Gene: arhgef10lb
Product: Rho guanine nucleotide exchange factor (GEF) 10-like b
Exons: 30
Coding region: 561-4451 (1296 amino acids)
Biological process (GO): positive regulation of stress fiber assembly; actin cytoskeleton organization; SREBP signaling pathway
Cellular component (GO): cytosol
Molecular function (GO): protein binding; guanyl-nucleotide exchange factor activity
Source: RefSeq, a predicted model, not a curated record